This is a messenger RNA of Girardinichthys multiradiatus, 7284 nucleotides long. It is a transcript of the gene cntn2, whose product is annotated as contactin 2. Gene Ontology annotation, molecular function: cell-cell adhesion mediator activity. Gene Ontology annotation, biological process: cell-cell adhesion; brain development. The transcript is spliced from 24 exons. The coding region runs from base 444 to 3545 and encodes 1033 amino acids. The record is from RefSeq and is a predicted model, not a curated record. NCBI's taxonomy places the organism in Eukaryota, Metazoa, Chordata, Actinopteri, Cyprinodontiformes, Goodeidae.
UGAUGGGACAACAGUUAAAGGAUGUACUGCAGAAUCUUUGAGUGAUAGAAACCGGAAGCUGCUGUAUUUCUGCAGACUUGACUAAAGUGAUAGGAGACCAGACCGUGAUUCAAAGAAAGGAGGGAUGAGACUGAAGGGAGCAAUCAAAGAGAGGUAGAGAGAAGCAGUGGAACUGGCCUGAACUAGCAGAUACGCAUCGGAGUGAAGGGACAAUUUUAGAGACCGAAGGGGAUAGCGGAGGAUAGCCCGGCCGUCCAGCCGCCGCCAGUCAUCUGUUUCAGCGACCUCAGCAGCUCCGCAUCGCAGCUUCAAGAAGAGCGUCUUCAAAAGGUGGAGGAAGUCUAUGGACACGAGCUGUAACGGGCACGGAUUGGGCAGUCCUUCCUCGGAGAAAUAAAGUGAAGAGAUUCCUUUUCUGAUUUUGACCCAGUUGGAUCCAGAGGAUGGAAGCGUUGUUGGGUUUGCUUCUGCUCAGUUCUCUCACUGUAAACACAGUUGUGGCAAAUGUGUGUGUCUCGGGUCACGACAGAGGGCCAGUGUUUGAAGAACAGCCGAGCAGUUUAAUUUACCCAGAGGGCUUGAUUGAAGGCAAAAUAACUCUCAGCUGCCAGGCUAGAGCCAGUCCACCCGCAACCUACUCGUGGAAAUUGAAUGGCACACUUAUGGAACUGGGAUUGAGCCGGUACUCUUUGGUUGCUGGCAGCCUGGUGAUCAGCAACCCAGACAUUCAAGAUACAGGAUCAUACCAGUGUCUGGCUAAGAACCCAUGCGGAACCAUCAUUAGCCGAGCUGCUAAUCUCAAAUUUGGCUACCUUCAUGACUUCCCACCUAACAGCAGGACUUCACAGACAGUCUAUGAGGGUGCAGGCACUUUCCAAACCUGUCAGCCCCCACCACAUUACCCAGCUUUGUCCUAUCGCUGGUACUUCAAUGAAUUUCCCAACUUCAUCAGAAAGGAUGACGGACGCUGGUUUGUGUCACAGGUCACUGGGAACCUGUACUUGGCCAAGGCAGAGUUAAAUGAUACUGGGAGCUACUUUUGCUUCACUACCAUCAAUCUGGACAUUAGCACCAAAAGCACUUUUAACAAGGGCAGCCUUCUCACUGUACUGCCAGAUGCCAAUCCCAGAAGGUCAGCACCAAGCAUUAAACUGCGUUUCCCAGCAGAGACCUAUGGCCUCACUGGACACACUGCCCAGUUAGAAUGCUUUGCUUACGGAAAUCCAGUCCCGAAACUUCGAUGGAGGAAGGUUGAUGGUUUAAUGCCGUCUAAAGUAGGCUUCUCCACACAGAGUCCCACCCUCACCCUACCUGAACUCUCAUUUGAUGAUGAGGGCAUUUAUGAGUGUGAAGCGUACAACUCUGAAGGAAGUGACACAUACCACGGACGCAUCAUUGUACAUGCUCAGCCAGAAUGGUUGCAGGUGAUGAGUGACUCAGAAGUGGAGAUUAGCUCGGAACUUAACUGGAACUGUAUAGCUGCUGGAAAACCACGACCCGCUGUACGCUGGAUACGCAACGGAUUGUUUCUUAUCACGCAGGAUCGAGUUAUUGUGAAUGGAGGACAUUUGAAAAUCAGUAACCUGGCCCUUGAGGAUUCAGGGAUGUACCAGUGUGUGGCUGAGAACAAACAUGGCACUAUUUAUUCAUCUGCUGAGUUGAGGGUCCAAGUUCAGGCUCCAGAUUUCAGGUUGAAUCCGGUAAGGAAACUGAUCCCGGCAGCUAGAGGUGGCCAAGUAGUGAUCGAGUGUCGCCCUCGUGCAGCGCCAAAGCCCAUCCUGUUCUGGAGCCGUGGAACAGAGCUUCUUACCAACAACAGCAGAAUCACAGUGACUCCAGAUGGUACAUUGUGGAUCUACAACAUCAGCAGGGCAGAUGAAGGAAAAUAUACCUGCUUCGCUGAAAACUAUCUGGGCAAAGCCAACAGCACUGGACACCUGUCUGUUAGAGAUGCCACCAAAAUAACCCUGGCUCCCUCAAAUGCUGACAUCAACCAGGGAGAGAAUGCCACACUGCAGUGUCAUGCCUCCCAUGACCCCACCAUGGACUUGACUUUCACCUGGACCCUUAAUGGGGUGCCACUGGACCUGGAGAACUCAGCAGGGCCGUACCAGCGGGUGGAGGGAAAAGAAAACAUCGGUGACCUGCUGAUUGUAAAUGCUCAGCUGAGUCAGGCAGGAAUAUUUACCUGCACAGCCCAGACUGUGGUGGACAGCUCUUCUUCUUCAGCUAAGCUGGUUGUUCGAGGGCCCCCUGGACCUCCGGGUGGUUUGCUGGUGAAGAACGUGGCUGAGACAUCUGUGGAACUCAAGUGGAGUCGUGGCUAUGAUAACCAUAGUCCCAUUGGCAAAUACGUCAUAAUUGGACGAUCAUUUCUCUCAUCAGAAUGGAAGAAGAUGAUGACAGAACCAGCAAACAUUGAGGGGAAUGCAGAGUCUGCUCGAGUGAACGGAUUGAUUCCAUGGAUGGAUUAUGAAUUCAAGGUCAUCGCCAGCAACAUUCUGGGCAGCGGAGAGGCCAGCUUGCCGUCCCCUGUCAUCCGCACAAAGCAAGCAGCACCUACAGUGGCCCCAAGUGGACUUGGCGGAGGAGGAGGAAGCCGCAAUGAACUAAUUGUUACCUGGACGCCUAUGGCCAGGGAGUACCAGAAUGGUGAUGGCUUUGGUUACAUUCUGGCAUUCAGGAAGAAAGAAACACCAUUAUGGUCAGAGGUACAAAUUCCACAUCUGGAGUCCUCUCGAUUUGUCUACUACAAUGAAAGUCUGAUGCCAUAUACUUCAUUUGAAGUAAAGAUCAAAGCCUAUAACCGCAGAGGUGAAGGUCCAUUCAGUCAGCUUUCAGAUGUCUACUCUGCAGAGGAAGAGCCAACUGUGAGGCCUUCAGGCAUCAAUGCCACAGCACUUUCUGCCUUUGAGAUCCAGGUGUCAUGGGAGCCCAUCCAGCUGCCCAACAACGGUAUCAUCCGAGGAUAUGAGAUCCGAUACUGGCGUCAGCAUGAAAGGGAGGCAGCGGCAGACCGAGUACGAACUGCUGGGCUGCAGCCAACAGCCAGGGUUUCUGGUCUUCGACCAAGCACUCGAUACAAUGUAGCUGUUCUAGUGUACAACAGUGCUGGCACAGGGCCUCUAUCACCUCGCACCGCUGUCACCACCAGGAAACCACCUCCCAAUCGGCCUCCAGGCAACAUUUCAACUGAAACUAUAGGAUCAAAAGUAACAUUGAAGUGGAGUCAUGUGACAGCUAUGCACAAUGAGUCAGCCGUGCUGGGCUAUAAGGUUAGGUACAAACAUGAAGACCAGACUGUGAUUAGAUUUCUGGACAAAACAAAGACAUCAGUGAGCCUGCCUCUGCCUAAACAAUAUGGAUAUGUGGUGCUGCAGAUCCGGACUUGCAGCGAAGGUGGAGACGGGCCGGCUCAUGAGAUUAUUGUGUCCCAGGACUCUGAAACUGGAAUGAUGGUGCAGAAAGAUGCCUCCUCAACACUGAGCAGCUCUCUUCUCCACAUCAUCACUGGCUUGGUUCUCCUUACUCUUAUUUUCCUUUAAUCUCUGUCAGUCUGUUACUGUUAGUAAAGUGAAGGUUCCAGGUGGGCUGGGUUUCAGCCCAACAAUAUUUUGCUUCAUAGUAACAAUUUUAAUAUCUCAAUGCAAUAGAGAUAAGGGGAGUAUGCCUGAUGGGGACCAGAACUUAACAUUAUCAUUGUGCCUAUCAUUAUGUCCAAGCUGAUGAGGUACAAAUGGAACUGAGUGACUGAAUCAGUGGUUAGCAUUGCCAGCUUACAUAGACUAUAUUGCCAAAAGUAUUGGGUCCCACUACCAAAUCAAUGAAUUGUAGUGUUUCUCCCCACUUCCAUGGUUGCAGGUGUAUAAAGUUUGGUGUGGUAAAAGGUUGACUGGCCUGAGCAGUCCUGACCUCAACUUCCUUGAACACCUUUAGGAUGAAUCAGAGCAGAGGCUUCAAUUCUGAUUUUCUUAUCUAACUAUGAACACUCUCCUAAACCUUGUGGAAGGUGUUUACAGAGGAGUUAAAGUUGCUAUUCUUGGCAACAAUGGCUCCCUUACAAAAUGGACGUUAUAGAUUAAGAAUAGGAUGUCAUUAAAGUUCAUGUACAUGUAAAAGUAGACAAAUACUUUUGGCUAUAUAGAGUAUGUGCAAUGUGAGUCUGUAAUUCAAAAUGAGAGCAACUUUUUGAAUCUACACCAUUUAAUUUCGAUUGACAAAAAUCUAGUGUUCAGCGGUUUAUUUUUUGCAUGACUUACAACACGUGACGCUUUCCUUGGUCUUCCCAUAUUUCUGGAUCUAUACAUUCUUUCUGCAUGGAACAACAAAUUUCUCAAUGGAAUGAAGAUUGCAUUUCUCUCUCUCUCUCUCUCUUGCUCUCUUUAAAGAAGAGGGUCUUGCCUGUUUCUGCAAAACAAGUGACUAAGCACAUGCAAUAAACUGGUUUCUGAGCUGAAGCUUUACCAAACAUGGCACUCUGUGGUUAAUACCAUUUUACUCUGUAUCGCAGCUACAGUAUUUAGGAAGGACAAUUAGAUUGGGACAUUAAAUUAGUAAGAUUACUGUGGCUUUUCUUAAACCAAGAAAGAAGGGUUUUGUACUAAGCCAAAAAGAAAAUAACAAGAGUUUUGUUUAAUAAAUUACUGCAGCAAACACAUGUGAACUGCCAAGGUUUGUGCCUCAAUGCUGCAGAAAAACUAAUAAGCGGGAUUUUUUUGUUUUUUUUUGUUUUAGUACUUUACACCAGUUCACAGUGUAAUAGCAGGAACACAUUAAGAUAGGGAGACAGCUUUGGCUAUAUUUUGGCAUGUGAAUUACUAAUGCUUUUUAUCAAAUAAAGAAUUAUAGAAGACUUUUGUCUUAAAGUAAAAUAGUUGACACAUUACAGUUGCUUGAAGACAACGCGACCCUUUUCACAGCAACGUUAAAAACACUCCCUAUGGUACAUUAGAAAAAAAAAAAAUCCUUAUUGCCAUUUGUUAAUUUCCACUGAUAUUUUUAGGACAAAAUAUUGAAGUGCAACAACCGCAUGGACCUCUAACUGCAUAUGUUUAUUCUUUGCUUUGUUGGUGUUUUUGUCUUAUUUGUAACUACAGCAGACAGCAGAACUUGUCUGCUCUUUGGAUUAUUGAUUGAAUUAUGCCUGCAGUAUGAGAUGUUCACGUUUGCUGGGUUUAUUGCCGAUACUUCUCUGUUACUACGCUUAAUUACAGGAAGAUAUGAAAGGGUUAUGAGUAUUAUGAAGCUGUGAUUGUGCCAUCAGCACUUAUGUAACACAUCUGAUUCUCUGCAGUUAUUAGAAACCAUUUAUUCUUGUUCAAUUAUUUUUUCAGGUUGUUUCUGUUAUUUUUGCCACAUUUAUUUCAACAUAGAUUUUGUUUAUAUGCCUUGUUUUCCCGAGAAAUGGUUUUUUAUUUGCACAUUUAUUGUCAAAGUGUUGCUCUAACCUUUUUAUUUAUUGUCUCGGAUUUAGUUGAACAUUUGUUCUCUGAGAAGUUUGUUUUUCUGUAACGUUUGAACUAACCCGAAAAUGCUGUUUUAGCUGACGUGCCAAAACAGUCCAUUUAGUUCAAAGAUGAAAUUAUCUGGUUUUAAUAGUUUAUGUUAAAGCUGAAUGUGUGCUUCAGAUGAGUCAUGUAUGCUAAAUGUUGUGGCAGUGUCCAAUCAGACACUAAUGACAUAAGAAAUUCAACUGAUUUCAUCAUUGGAUAGACAUCCGUUAUAAAAUGUUAAUCUUUUGUAAACAUUAUCUUCUGAUCGGAUCAUAAACGGAGCAGAGUUGUGUAACACCCUGUGAAUACAGCCUGUUUACACAUCAAUACCAUAAAGCUCUCAUCUGAAGCAGUCAGCAAGGCCUGGCCCUGGUUUCUCCUUAGAUUUAAGCAAAGACAAUGGGUUUGUUAGGUUUUAAGCUAAAAACUGCACUUAGAAGAAAAUUUGUGUAGUGUUAAUGAUUUUGUAAAACUCUAAAUAAAGUUCUGGUCUAUGUUGUGUGAAAAAAGAGCUGUGUUAGAAAAUUGUUUAGUUGUUUUUUUAAGUUUGAGCUCCUCUCUGUUAUAACUUCAGUUCUAUACUUGUACUGUCAACAUGUAUGUCACAGGCCACAACAAAAAUCUACAACAGGUUCUAAAAAUAUAAUACAUACAGUACAAAGAUGAUCUGGUGUCUUUCUAAAAGCACUCGUGAGCACAUUUAUUUCAGACUGGCCCAUGUUCAACUUGCAGUCUUUAUAUAGGGGCCAAAGUUUGAUGGAAGACUGGAGAAUAAACAUUUAAAUCAUGUUUGCUGAUCUGGCAGAGUUUUAAUGCACAAAAGGUUACAAAUGUAAUAUUUUUGCCAGUUUGAGGGGAAACCUUUAAUUUAUUGUUAAGUUGUACCUAAAUAAAUAAACCUGUUGUACCUACAUGUUUUAAUGCCUUUGACAGCCAAACAUUUUGAUGUUUACUUUGCUGAUGGUUGUAUGAUAGACUACUUGAUUGUACAUAAAUAUGCUUUAUUUUAUCAUUUCAACACAUUCUUUCUGCUGUUACUUUGGUUGAUUUGGUUUGAGUUUGUGGAACAUCAGGCAAAGGUUUCAUCCAUCCAUUUUCUGUAGUCAGUGCUGCUAGGGGGCUGCAGGGAUGCUGGUGCAUAUCUCCAGCAGUCAAUGGGACAGAGGUGGUGAGGUAAAACCUGGGAAACAUUAUUUUCUAUAGUAGCUGGAAAACAAUCCCAAAUGAUAAAGGUUUCUGAAUGUUUAUUGAUAGGCAGAUAUAGUCUAUAUUCCUCUUAGGCUUACAUUUCUUAAAGACUAUACAUUGACAUUUUGCCUAGUAGUUGUUAUUUUGUGCUCUGCUCUCAGGUGGUGUUACCCACCAUUAAACUUUGUAAUUCCUCUUCUUGAUCCAGAUACCGAAAUGGUUAACUAGAAAUAUAAGCAGUCUACACCUAAACUUUUAUGUCUGCCCUGUCUUUAACUCAGAAAUGUAAAGCACCACACAGCAGUUGUCAGAACCGCUGAAUGUAGUUACGGUUUGUGUUGUUGUGCUUUAUAUGCUGUUUUCUAAAUGCCUUUAGAGUUAUCUGCAGGGCAAUAAAGACAUGUGGCCAUGUAUGGGUGCUCUGGCCACACAAACUGGCUUUCUGAUUAGUGUUUACCUACCUCCGGGUGGUUUAAGUGACUGGGUUGAAUCAAUGCUGGUUUAUUUUCCCUUUGGGCCCUUUUUUAAAAUAGUGGUUGAAUGGCAGAGGCAAGAAGAUUGCUACUUGUAAAGCUGAUUUAAAAUAAACACAUUUGGAAUUAUA